Molecule: messenger RNA, 6024 nt
Organism: Anopheles moucheti
Lineage: Eukaryota; Metazoa; Arthropoda; Insecta; Diptera; Culicidae
Exons: 6
Coding region: 1299-5426 (1375 amino acids)
Source: RefSeq, a predicted model, not a curated record
CCACCAUCUCUCACUCACACACACACGCUCUCGUACGGGGGCGACGACUGUUGUUUUCGCGGCUAGGCGCACCUGAAACCUGGCGCAUCGCGGCUUGGAGAUUUCUUGCGUGCUUGCGGCACUUAGUGCGCGCGUGGAAGUUUCUGUGUGUUUCUGUGUGCGCGUGUUUGUGGAAAUGAAGAACACGUGAAGAGUGUUCGUGUUUGUCGUGUUUGCGCACCGUUGCCGCAAGACCCGUUAGCCCUCUGUUGUUUGUUGCCUUGGGAGAAUCUUAACACCCGUGUGCAUCUUCUUCAUCCGUGCCGAGAUCCGUUAUGUUCUCUGGGCGAAGUGUCCUCUGCGCCAUUGGAAGACGGUGGUGAUCAGCUUACAAUACAAUCUUACAAGCUCGGUUAAGAUGACGACGUGACCCAGGGAGCUGGGAGAACGUAGCCACCGGAAGAUGUUAGAGCCGUUCGAAUAAUGACCAUUAUGCUCGUUCGGUGUUAAGUACACCUUCAAUUGACACAGAAAGAAAUCCGAAAUUCCUUCCUGCUGAGUAUGUUUUGUUUUGUGUUUUACGGUUAAUGCGUAUGCUUCGCUAAGAUUACUUUGCCCAUUUCACGGCCGCGCGUAGUAGUGAACCCGGGUGUUGUAAACGUAAAUCGUGCACCUGCUCUGGGCGAUCUUUCCUGUGCGCGGGAUCCAAGGAUAACAAGUGCUCCCAGUUUAAUGCACGUGGUGCAGUAGUAGCACUUUGGACAGGUAUCGUUUGGUGGAUGGGUGACAGUGUCAUUAGUGUCGUCAGGUGUUGUUGCUACAAUCAACUACCAUCACAGAUCUGCAGCUCACACAUUCAACCGAAGUACACCAAGAUCUUCCCAAAAAACAAAACGUCGUCCAUUAAAGUUUGACGCUACGGAUUUCCUGCGCAGUACGACCAAAGCUCGAUGCAUCUUUGAUGGAGUUAGACAAGCCUUCCCGGAAAAUUCGUCGCCAUUCUUCUCCAUUCAACGUUUGAAGAUCAGCAAGAGGAAAAAAGCUGGCCCAAACUGCGUGGAACAAAAGAGCUAAAAGACCGUAGAGCAAUAAGUUGCAUCAGCAAUGACAUAUGUCCGUCGAGCUCCUCAGUUGCAGUCGAUCAUCCAUACGCCGUGCAAGCUGAACAACGCUGCGCAGCGACCGACAGAGAGGUAUCACGUCGUUACGGCUGUGUGAAGUGAUGCAGCCCAGCAUACGUUUCGUGUCAUCAAAACCAGUGUCAGCAGCAGCAAGGCGUUAAGACGUUAAGAAGAGUGUUGACGUUAAACAGCCUUAAAAUGGGCAACUCAGGAAGCAUGAGCGGGUUGUCGGGAUAUGAGGAAGGGUACCAUCAUCAUCCGGGCUAUCAUCACCAUCACCAGCGCUAUCAUGAUGCGAUGCGCGGUGAUGCGGUCAGUGGUAUGACCGCUUCCUGGAUAGACUCUUACCAACGUGAUCAUCAUCGGCGUACGGGACCACGGGAACAUGAACAGCAACAGCAGAUCAAGGUACUGCCUGAUAUACCGGGCAAGGUGGCGAAGCUACGGUCCACCAACAACGGUAGCAUUUUGCACGCGGGUGGCACCAUCAGCAAGAACAACCAAGCGCUGCAACGCUCGAAAAGCAUCUCAUCGCCAACGUACCAACAGCACCAGCAACAGCAGCAACCCGUCAGCUUCAGUGAGUGCGAUGAGGAUCUUGAGCUGAGCUCACUGCAACCCCGCAUGCUGAUGCAACGCUCACACACGCAUCUAAAUCUGAUGCCCCCAGGACUCACUUCAGGUGGUGUGAGUCGACCGCGCAAUGGGCACGCAUACAACAAUGAUGAUGAGGGCAGGGGAGGUCCACCAGAUAGGGGAGGCAGGCAGGCAACGCGAUACGGUGAACUAAAUAGUGCCGGCAAUGCAACGGAAGCGCUCAACCACCGGAAACGAUUCGGUUCCGAGCCGGAUUUACGUUUGUCGUUGGUACCGCGCAGUGGUCAACAAUCGGAACAAGUGAGCGGUGGGCCACGUAAUCCCAAGAUGGCGCAGUCUAAAAUAAUGAAGGGCAAGAACAAAAAGAAGGCCCCGAUACCACCUGUCAUGGAGAAGCGUGACUCUAAGGAUGCGGAACGACAACGCAUCAUUGCCUACUCCCCGAUGCGCAAACCGGGCUCGGACGCAAACACCUCCACAUUACCAUCGUCCAGCGACGGGAGCUUCAAUGUAGCCGCUACGCGUAAACUACGGCUGUUCAAAACGCGUGCCGAAACGAAGAAAACGCCUACGAUCGCUAAGCUCCCAGAAGCGUCAGAUGCUAAAUUUCCCGGCAAGCACGGUCCCUCGAACGGUCCUGGCAGCGGUUUCAUACGUGCGGCCGUACCGUUGCAACCGAACGGAGCCGCACCACAUGUGGUUGGGCAUGGGCAUCGCAACGACGGUGGUUCGCCGGAUGAUGAGAAGCUCAAGACGGUGCUGGAUCAUAUUUCAUCCCGACCGAAUCCGGUGUCAUUCUUUCGUCGCGAAAAAACGUUCGACGCCGGUUUGCUCGGGUUGGAACGGCAGCGGGAAAGUGAACCGCGACCGGCAGCAAAGCCUACAAUGUCGCCUCCGCUCUCCCGUCGCAAAUCGAUCGUUAAAAGCUACCUCGAGCAGGAGACACCACUGAAACCAGCUGCUGUCUCGAGUCGGAUGGAUGUGAAGGCACGCCAGCAGGUCGGGACAGCGGCUGAAAACUACCAGCGCAAGCAGGCACUUGCUGAAGCGCAGCGCAAACAGUUAACAGCGGCGACGGCCGCCAUUACCGACUUCCAGAAGGAGUUGCAGCUAGCGACGAAACGAAAAACGGGCAACACGGACACUAAUAAUGGAACCUCGCCGAUUACCAGCCGGAUCACCACUACCCAGACGAAGUUGCAGCGAACCGGGGUUGGUGGUGCGGGAAACGACCAGAUUAGUUCUCGCUUCUCGUUACUACCUACCGUCAGUGGUGGUAAAACCAAACCGACAACUAACGCGCUGGUAAUUAACGUGGAACCACCGAAAGAGUUGAACCUGAGUGCCGCCACCAAAGCGGACGUCAAAUUGGACGCACGAGAUUCGCCACCACCACCAACACCACCACCGCCACCGCCACCACCGAAGACAAGCUUUUACUUCGGUAUGCGGGACGGUUGUCAGGCCACGGACACGCCACGAAGGUUUGCCGGCACGAAACGUUCUUCACCAGCGGCUCCGUUCGUGUCCGAGUCGCGCGUGGACGACAGCGAUGACAGUGAGCGUGAGUGUGUGAAUCGUCGGGAGACCAGAAAUUCCCAGCCGGACAUUGACGGACAGUCGGUGGAGGAGAUUGGACACACGCAGAUGGAGCUGAUUGAUCAGUUUGCGGCCAGUCUGCUGAACAGCAGCCGGUUUCGUUCGUCCGAUUCGGUCGCAUCGUCCGAGGUGGAUGUGCGUACUAGUGCUGUAAGCAUCUGGGAUGAGGCAGACGGUCCCGGACAUCAGGAAAUCGCGCUGAAGCUGCGACCAACCUUGCCUCGGAAGCAGUUCGAUAUACCGCGAUUUAGUCCGGCCGCUGCCUGGCGCUUGCUCACGACGGAGGAUGAGUUUUGUCGGGACGUGCCGACGGACGGGUUGGGUGGAACACCGGUCGGUGUUGAAAAGAAAUCCUUUCUGCGGGGUCUAGAACAGGAGCUGGACGUGCCGGAAGACCGCAUACAGCGAGUUUACCGCGAACCGGUACCGGGGUUGCAGGACAACAAGAGCGGUGACAGUGGAAUAUCAGGUGAUGCUGGAAUAUUGGCUGACAUUGGGCAGGAUGCGCUGAUCGCGUCCUCUGGCAAGGAGAAACGGGCGGGCGAUACAAGCCCCGAAAGUGAAACACAGCUGCACAAAGGUGGUGUCGGCGUUGGUACCGUGAUGAACGGUGGCUGGUCAUCCAAUGCAUUGCUGCUAAUGCCCUGGACGCCCCAGCAGGACCUUGACGAUGAUGACGACGAAGAUGAGGAGGAAAACGAACAGGAGGACGACGAGACGACUGGUAGUGGAAGCGAACCACGGCGGCAUUUGAUCGAGGACGGUAUCACGAGGGUAAAUGGCGACACGCGACCAGACUUUUCUAGCAAAGGUCAUCUUUUUAGCCUAUCGCUACCGCGGGAAAAUCAUCUCUCAAUCUACAACGUCGAAUCGGCGGAUGAGAAGGUGGAGAAACACGUAUUCAACAGCUUGCAAAAGUUUCGUAAAUCUGUUACGGGUGCGUUCAAACACGACGACACCGGCAGUGGACAGUUGGAUUCCGGUGACAGCAAUUGGUUCCUGGGCCGACUGGACACGAAGUUGAGCAAUGGGUCGGGCCCGGGUAGUGGACCAGAAAAGCGUUCCAAGUUGCUGCUGCCCGAUGGGCGGGAGCGUGAAAAUACGAACAUUACCACUUGUGGUGCGCCGGUGUCGAUUGGUGCGAUUGCCCAGAAUAAGCACAGCUCCAUCGGAUAUCUUGUCAGCGGCAAGCAUAUGAUGUACCUGCCGAAGGAACCAACGAAACUACACGCCCACACCACCGACAAGAGCAAUAAGCAGGACGAGAACAAUAAUCGAAAGAGCUACCACAACCAGAACGGUACCGAGCGGCAUGAGAAACCGGUACCACCGUCUGGGUUGUCCGCACCAGCGCAAAGGGAUACAUCCAACCAACGGGCGGCUGGCGAUAAGGAAAACCUGCAGGAUCCGGUACCGGUCGCCGCAACCAGCACACCAGCGCAAAACGGUGAAUAUGAAGCCUUCCCCGUGAAGCUAUCGAACCGCCGCAACCAUCGGUUCACGUUCCAGAGCACGAUACGCCAGAUUGAGAAACGCCGCGUAGCGGAAAAGUUGUCGCGCGAGGCGGAGAUCAAGGAGGCGAUGCGGCUGAGCGAACUGGAGGCGAUGAGACGCGUCGAGGAAGAGUUCCAAAAGAAGCGGGCACGCGAAAAGGCCUCCAUACGCCAUCAGUUGCGAUUGUUUUCGAUGGAGAACCAUCCAGAUCAGCAUGGUCAUCCAGGAAAUGAAGGUGAUGGCGAGCAGGACUCAACGGGUGAAAUAAAAAGAUCCGACCCAGACGGGGACAGUUUGCCACAUCAGAGCGCCAUGGGCCGUAGUGGUCUUUAUCGGAAGAAAGAAUUUACUGCCAGAGGAAGCAUGGAGCGGCAGUAUAAACGCCCUAGCGGUGUUGCCACGAACGGCACGAGUAGUACCAACCAUCAAACAGGUGGCGAGGACUUGGACUUGGAGAAUGAGAUGGAAAUGGAGAAGGUGCCGGCCGGUGGUAAACGGGAUGGUCGGUAUGGGGACGACGAUGACGAGGAUGACGAUGGGGAGAGCAGCAGUCUCGGUUACGUGGACACCCGUACACCCUACAUAUCGCGCAUCAUACAGGCGAAAAGUAGCAAAUCGUACGGCAUGAAGAAGUAAGGUCGUAGCUGACUAGACCAAGUCCACCACCAACCAAGAAGUCCAUGAUUGCCAUCUAGUCAAACAGACACUGAUUCGCUUGUGCCGCGAGCGCUUACCUCAUGGUUCAAUCGGCCACCACUGGAAGAAUUGCUCCACUUUUUUAUAUAGGUUUAUAUAAUUUCUUGGGCACCACUUCGUUCGCAUCCCCAGGCCAGUAUGCAUGCUUCGGAGCCGAUAUGCUUGUCUAUAUGUUGCCUUGCCAUCUACGUUGCGGUGUACAGUGCAGGAGCGCAGUUUACCCCACAGGAAUAUCCAAUGUUGGUUUCGAUUUCCACUUCUAAUUCUACCCUCCAUUUACCCUGUAUAACGUCUAUUCGUUUAAGUUAAUUGUGACGAGAUUCUUGAGAAAAUCUUAUAACAUAUCUUUUUAGACGUUUGUGUACGUACCGGUAAGCUGGAUCACUUGGUUACGUUAUUUAGUUUCUAGGAUCCCCCAUCACAAUUUAUCAAUAUUUCAUUCGUCAAAUAAAAUGUUCCAAUUUUCGUUAUAUAGAACUAACUGUGGAUCAUUACGCUAGAAGGAGGAGAAUUUUCAAAAUUCAAAUGUCCAUAUUAG